Molecule: messenger RNA, 3507 nt
Organism: Balearica regulorum gibbericeps (East African grey crowned-crane)
Lineage: Eukaryota; Metazoa; Chordata; Aves; Gruiformes; Gruidae
Source: RefSeq, a predicted model, not a curated record
AUGAAGGACUUGGUUAAGUGCAUGGUGGUAAAGACGCACCGGUGUCACGAGUGCGGCAAAUCCUUCAGCAAGAAGGGAAACCUGAAGAGACACCAGCGGAUCCACACAGCAGAGGAGCUCUUCACUUGUGGGGACUGUGGGAGGCGCUUCACCACCCAGGGCCACCUCACGACCCACCAGAGCAUCCACACAGGAGAGAGGCCCUUCUGCUGUGGGGAAUGCGGGCGUUGCUUCCGCCUGGAGAUAUGCCUGGCUGCCCACCAGAAGACACAUGCCAAGGGUGGUCCCUACCUCUGUGCCCGCUGUGGCAAGAGCCUGAGCACAAAGAUCUACUUUAACAUCCACAUGCGGACCCACACAGAGAAGAGGCCAUUUGCCUGCACGGAGUGUGGGAAGAGCUUUGUGAAGAAGGGGACCCUCACUGCCCACAAGGAGAUCCACAAGAGGGAGAAGCCCUUCAAAUGCCCCGACUGCAGUAGGUGCUUUGGGCAAAGCGCCACUCUACUGGCCCACCAGAAGAUACACCUUCGUGGGGGGCCUUUCAUUUGUACUGAGUGUGGGAAGAGCUUGAGCACCAAGCGGUAUUUCAACAUCCACCAGAGGAACCAUGCAAAGCAAAAGCCACCCGAGGGACACAUCAAUGGUGUGUCUCUCCAGGUCAUCCAGAUUAAAGAGGAGCCUGAUUUUGCCUUCAGGUUAGAGGAAAAUAUGUUGGAGAAUAUGUUCUGUGAAGGAGAUGUGGCCCAAGGGUGUAGCAUACCUAGAAACCCAUCUCAUGCAAAAAGUCCUCCUUGGAAAAUUCAGAUGAAGGAGGAACCAGAACCACCCACUGAUGACACAGAAAACAUUACUGCAAUAGCCUGUCAGAAACUUUACAUCAAGGAAGAGCCACCAGAAAACCUGGACUAUGGAAAGCUCUUUGAUCCAAAGAUCCCACUGAUGGCUUUACAGGGGAGACAGCUUAAAAAGGAAGAAGGUGCUGAUGGGCAGCAUGAACGGGAAGUCCCCGUAGCCUGUAACCGGGUGCUCCAUGUGAAGGAAGAACCACAGGAAAGCAUUGAGUUUGGGAUGCAUUAUGGACACAAGCCAAACCUCAGUCCUAUCCAGAGGAUCCAGAUUAAAGAGGAACCUGGUGUGGAAGCCAACCACCAGGAGAGUCAGAGCCCAAAAAGGAAGCAAGAGAAAUGCUAUCAGCCCACCAAAGAGGAGAUGCUGGAGAACAGGAAGAAAUCCACAUCCAAGAAAGAUCCUUCAGCAAAAGGAGCUCUGAAAGGUGAACGGAUAUUCCCCUGUCCCGAGUGUGGGAAGAGUUUCAAUCAGAAAUCAAACCUGACCAGACACAGAAAGAUUCACACGAGCGAGGGGCCAUACAAGUGCAGCGAGUGCGGGGAGAGUUUCCGCAUGAACCGCAAGCUGAUCCGCCACCAGCGAGUCCACAUGAGUGAACCCUUCAAAUGCACCGAGUGUGGGAAGAGCUUCACCCAGAGGUCGAAUCUGGUUCGGCAUCAGAGGAUUCACACCAAGGAGGAGCCCUACCAGUGCCCUGAGUGUGAGAAGACCUUCAACCAGAAGGCCAACCUCUUCCGUCACCAAACAAUCCAUCAUCUCCGGACUCACACAGGUGAGAGACCAUUUCCCUGCACCAACUGCAGCAAGAGGUUCAUCACCAAAUCACAACUCAAGGAGCACCAGAGGAUCCACACAGGUGAGCGGCCGUACAAGUGUCUGGACUGUGGGAAAAACUUCACCCAGAAGUCACAGCUCAUUGUGCACCACCGCAUCCACACGGGUAAGAAGCCCUACCAGUGCAGCAGCUGCAAGAAGUGCUUUGUGAACAAGUCACACCUGGUGGCCCACCACCGGAUCCACACGGGUGACCGUCCCUUCAAGUGCGGGGUGUGUGGCCGUGGCUUCCACCAGAAGAUCACUCUCAUCAAGCACCAGCAGGUCCACACAGGGGAGAAGAUCUUCCACUGCAGCACCUGUGGGAAGGAGUUCAAGAAGAAGUCAGUGCUGGUGACCCACCAGAGGAUUCACACAGAGGAGAAGCCCUACCCCUGCCCCACAUGUGGACGGUGCUUCCGGCAGAAGAUCCACCUCGCCCGGCAUCAGCAGACCCAUGAGCUGCCCGAUGCCCUCAUCUGCAGAGCCUGUGGGGACCAUUUUGGCAGCAAGAGGGAGAUGCUGUGGCACCACCAGGGCCACCAUGCCCAGAAGGCCCCCCACACCUGCACCACCUGUGGAAAGAGCUUCAGCCAGAAGGUCGGCCUCACGGCCCACCGCCGUGUCCAUGUGCGGGAGGAGACCUCCAGUGCUGCAGAGGGUGGGCAGUCCACCACCACCCUCGGUGGUAUCCAUGCAUGUGGGCAGUGUGGGAAGGUGUUCACCAAGAAGGGCAACCUGGCCAACCAUCAGCGGGCUCAUGCCGAGGGCCAGGGUCACCACUGUGGGGCUUGUGGCAAGGACUUUGCCAAACGGGGGGAGCUGACCAAGCAUGAGCGGACCCACACUGGGGAGAAGCCCUAUGGGUGCAGGCAGUGCGGCAAGUGCUUCACCCAGCGCACCCAGCUGGUCACCCACCAACGUGUCCACACUGGUGAGCGGCCCUAUCCCUGCGGUGACUGUGGCAAGCGCUUUGGUGACAAGUCACGCCUCACCGUCCACCAGCGCAUCCACACCGGUGACCGGCCAUUCCCUUGCCCUACCUGCGGCAAGGGCUUCCGCCAGAAGAUCGCCUUGGUCAAGCACUGCCGCAUCCAUGUUGGCAAGCGGCCCUUUUCCUGCAGCGAGUGUGGGAAGGGCUUUGCCCAGAAGGCCCAGCUGGCAGUCCACCACCGCAUCCACACUGGGGAGCGCCCCUUCUCCUGUGCUGACUGCCCCAAAGCCUUCAUCGACAAGUCCCGUCUCAUCGUCCACCGCCGCACCCACACUGGCGAGCGCCCCUUCCCCUGCACUGUCUGUGGACGAGCUUUCACCCAGAAGAUUGCCCUCAUCACCCACCAGCGAGUCCACACCAAGUAUGAGCCUAACCGCUGCAGCAAGUGUGGACAGGUCUUCCCUGACAGGACCCAACUCCGGCUCCACCAGCCCUCCCAUGCUGAGGACCGGCCAUUCAAGUGUGCCACAUGUGGGAAGGACUUCAAGAGGAAGGAGAUCUUAAUUACCCACCAACGGGUCCACACAGGAGAGGCACCUUUCCAGUGCCCUCAGUGCAGCAAAAGCUUCUCACAGAAGGCCAACCUCAUGAAGCACCAGCUCACUCACACCCGCCGGGGCCCAUUUAUCUGCUCAGACUGUGGGCAAAGCUACACCACCAUUGGACAUUUCAAGAGGCACCAGAGGAGCCACCUCAAAAAGCAAAGCCCUCCUGGUGAGGUAGAGGAGCCCCCUGAGGACCUGGCGACCAGCCAUGUGCCACCAGAGCCAGUGGGUGGCCACAGCAGCCCCAUCAUUGUGGUGAAGACAGAGGCUGAUGCUGAUGACUAUGAGGUCCUACAGAUCCCAUGA